Trypanosoma rangeli is the source of this 12207-nucleotide messenger RNA. Its product is annotated as putative ubiquitin-protein ligase-like. NCBI's taxonomy places the organism in Eukaryota, Euglenozoa, Kinetoplastea, Trypanosomatida, Trypanosomatidae. The record is from RefSeq and is a predicted model, not a curated record. The coding region runs from base 1 to 12207 and encodes 4068 amino acids. Gene Ontology annotation, molecular function: ubiquitin-protein transferase activity; metal ion binding. The transcript has a single exon. Gene Ontology annotation, biological process: protein polyubiquitination; positive regulation of protein catabolic process; proteasome-mediated ubiquitin-dependent protein catabolic process.
AUGCUGGGACGAAUAGGAACGACACGAGGACAAUUAGGGGGGCAGUACUAUGCUGAGACACUGACAGGGCAGUAUCUGCCGCUGCCGCCGCCAGUUCUCCAGCACUAUUCAUCGCGUCUGCGGGAGUGUCUAGGGGACAUCGCAAUGACGCCGAAGGUCUUCGAGGCCAUGCUGCACGACGAGGCAUUCCACCGCGAUGUGAACAGCAUGUAUAGCCGGGAGUUUGUGGAGCUGCUGAGGGGAGUGGGUUGGGAAUGGCUGCGCGUGCACGCCGCAGACACCUUGAGCCAUGCCCAAGAGGCCGAGAGCAAUAGUGUGGAUACCGGCCUCGCCGAGGAUGCCGACGCGCGAGUUACGGCCACUGCCACUACCACUGCAGACCAGAAACCCCCGGUUGCAAAUGAGGAGGCGGAGGCGGAGCAGGAAAGUGAGAGGAAGCAAGAAGCUGCUAUGACGUUCAAAAGCGAUAAUGGAUGCAGGGACCUGCACUCCACGUUGUUGCUGCUGACGGUGAUGGGGGCACCAUACCGUGUGGUGCGAGAUGAGGGCUGCCUUGCGAUGCCAUGCAACAUCCGCUUGCUGCUUUGCCGUGAUCCAUCCAUUGUCUACCUCGGCCUUCUCCUCAACUUCACGCAGCCGCAUUUGCCAGAUAAGGCGCUUGACUGCGUUGCUGCGAUGCGCGUGAUUGCCUACGGAUGGGGGUCCUCACCCACAUUUGAAGACGUUCUAAAGUCUGCAUUGCGGGUGCGGAAGCGAAGCAGGCAACACACAGAAGUGUGUAGUCAACAGGACGAGGACACCGUGGUGCUGCAGCUUGCUGACUUUGUGAAGGACCCGCUGCAGCUCCUUCACGGGAGGAUUCUCUCACGGUCAUCGCGGGGCGGCGCCAAUCAACGUGAUUCCCUGCCAAUGGGCAGGACGGUGCUGCGGAAUAUGGCGGAUGCCGCGGGAGACGCGGAGCGGCUACUGUGGUGGUGUCGCUGCCGGAUCCUGUGCAUGCAGCUGCUUCCAACCUCGGAGCGGGAUGAGUUGCUUGCGGGGUCUUUGAGCGUCUUCUUUCGCAGCAUUUGGCGCACGGAGAGACUCUUCUCCUCCAUUCUGGAGGAAGCUGACUUUGACGACGAGGUCAUGCCUGACAACGAGGAUACCAAGCUGGGGGCGGCGGUGCCGAGCGUCGCAACCCUCGUCGGGACGAUUGCCGACGUCGUGCACGCGUGGCACUUUGCGCUGCGUGGGUGUGCGCCAAAUUCUGGCCUGCUUUCGAUGCGCUACGUCCAGAAUCCGCUGGACGCCGUGAGCUGCAUCGUUCCGCGGCAUCGCAAGUUCCAGGAGGGCAGCCACCGCUGCCUCGCGGAGGACUGGCAGUUUCGACUCCUCACGGAAUACCACAGCACCCACAUUGCGCUCUUCACGGCACCGAACGCCGCGGGGCACGCUGCAAUGCUUCCGGCGAUGGUGGCGCAACUGACCGAUAUCCUGCGCUUUCACCCGCACUACUGCGCGGUACUGCUCAUGCGAAGCCUGGCGCUCACUCGGGAGAGCACGAAUACCUCGACAGCACUCAACCACGGCCUGGUCCGUGCCGUCGUGACGGUGAUGCGGACGUACCUGGACGAACAACAGCCGAACGACGCGGAUUACGCGCAGCAGCAUGCCAGCAGAAGGUGCGGAGAGGAGCGAACUCUCGUGUAUGGCUGGACAUAUGAGGCGGUACGGGUUUUGCGUUGGUGCUUUUUUGUUCUGGAGCGGCUCGCCACAGUCUCGACGCACGAAUCUAUAAACCCAAUUGUGUUUCUGCUGACUCCCAACGACGAGGACGGCUACGAGCUGUGCCAGCACAUAUGCAAGAAAAUCCUACACCCCGAUGGUCAUCCCGUACUUCUCGCGGCCGCGUUCCGUUUUUUUGCGGCCUGCAUCCACCACAAUGUUCGCGACGUGGUGCCCGCGUUGCUGCAGCGGGGCGUACUGCACACCAUUCUGGAGAUUGGCGAGAAUCCCACACUUCUCAGGCGGUACAACCAGCGGACAGGUGAUGGGGAGGCGCCGCGCUCCGCACCAAGCGGCUCACGCGAUGGAGAACAAGGAAGGUCUAAAGGUGCCCAGGUGGCCAAGAAAGCAAGCGGCUCUGCUAGCAGGCCUCGUAAAACACCUGCAUUGCUCGUCAGUGAAGAGAAGGCCACAGUCUUAGUGGACCCGCAGGCGUACUAUGAACAAGCCCUCCCGAUGUUAGACAUUUGCAGCGUGUUGCAGGCCUUUGCUGUGCAUAACAGUACACAUGCACAGCUUUACAAACCACAGUUGAUGCGGGGCUUAGUGUGGGCGCUUGUUGUGCCUGUCGCCCCUGCAUCAUCCGCCACCGCGGCGGGGGUACCGCCGCUGCGUGUAAGCACUCGAGCCGCCACGGCAGUUGGCAAGGAUCUCAUGUCGCUGCUUCGCACGUUGCCCGAACUGCGGGAUGGCUUUUUUGCUGCCUGCUCCGAGAUACUGACGGACCUCGUGGUGGCGUCACAGCGCGAAAAACCACCAGAGGAAAUUGCACUCUCUAUAUGGAAUAUACUUGCGUGCCUCGCCGGGGCGGAGUUCCGUCAGCUGACGCAGCGCGUACAACACCGCCGGCAGCGCAACCAUGUGCCCGACCACAACAGUUUGAUGGGUGAAAUGAUCGUGCAGAACUUUGCUAGCUGCAAUGUGGCGCUGUCACAGGCGAUACGCGCGCUCUUACAAUUACCACAGCGUCUUGCCGUCGUGUCUGCCAACUACAACAUCCUGAGUUUGUUUGUAUGCAACAUCCCCUUGUCAAUGCUCGAUGGUAUCUCCUCUGUGAUUCUCAGUCACGUCAAGGAGCUUGCGGAACUCGUCCAGUCAUCGGGGUCGGCGCCGAGCGGCGAUCUCAGCGAGGGUCAGGCAAACUCCUUGCUGUUGCUGUCGUGGGCCUUCUGCAAGUUUCAAACCUCGCUACCGCAGGCCAUCUCAAAACUUCGGUGCGAAUUGGGAAAUUUACUCUUUGACACGUAUGUUGCGUUGGAAAUGACGGGCGGUAGGGCCGCCACCCCCGCCCCCACCAAUAUCAACGUGGGGGAUCGCACCAUGCCGGAGUCAAUUCCUGCCACAACGGAGGGUUACGGGGACGUUUUGACGGCGUCACGCUUUGGCGCACCUGGAGCCGCCUUGUUGCCCCUCACGUCAGAGAUGGAUAUUUCCGCGGAGUGGUUGUGGUCCUCCAGGAUGGGCUUUCCGGAGGAUUCGCUCUACUUGAUGCAGGAGGAAAGGAUUUUGUCGGAUGCUGCGGCCGCGUCCGUCAUUGGACGGGGUGCUACUGAUGCGGAACGGGAGGCGUUGAGUGCGGUUGGCCGCUUCCGUCAGAACAUUGCGCUUAUGCUUGCGCCGCCCCCUGAUCGUCGCCGACAGUACUUCUCUCCCAACCGGGCGUACCGUCACCACGGCCUCCUGUCGCCAAACCAGCAGUGUCUGCUGCCUGUGAGCAUAACCCACCUGCUAGGUGGGACGGAGAAGGCGUUGAAGGCCAUCACGCAAGAAAUGCGGGACGCCGUUCAGUGGCGUCUUGACGCAGUGAACGAGAACGUGGAUUGUGGUAUGAGUGGCACGGGCCUGCAGAAGACGCUCCGUGCCAUUGCCCUAGAGGCGUUGAAUGCUUUCAAACUGAAGGAGUUAGAGAUGCGGCUGCGGUUCGCCGAGGGACCGACUUCCAUUAUUUGGCGGAAUGGCAGUAACCCGGACAUCAGCUUUGCGGUGCUCUUGACGGGCGUUCUCUUACAUCUGCAGUUCAUUAUGGAGGGCGUUUUGCCGCCUAGGAAAGCAACACCCACGUCCGCGUCGUCACCGACGGCCGCUGCAGUAGGUACCGCCACCGACAGCGGUGCCGUGACUACGCCGGCUUUUUCUGGAGAGGGUGUGAAAACUGAGGCUGCGGAGAAGCUCUCUACUGUGAUAAACUCUUUGACACACAUUAUUGAGCGACUCCUGAAGGUGGUUUCGGAGUGGAGUUCGGCCCGUCGCCCCUGGGUGCAGCCACUCCUGUACUUUGUGCUUGUCAUCUGGAGAGAACACGGACUCAGCUUUACCCCGGCGAUGACGCUUGGGAUCCUGCCGCGGCUGUUGGACUUUGGCACGGAAAUUUUUGGCGGCAAUGCCGACCGGUCGCUGGCGGCGGCGUUUGCAACCAUUUCCGAGGGUGAUAAUGAGGAGAUGGUGCAGCUGGCGUCGUUCUGGUCUGAUCUCUCAGCGCAGGAGGGAAAAGAUGCCGGCGGCGGUGGCGACCACGCGGCGCCCACAUCCUCCCCAUUGUUGGCUGAGGAUUAUGCGAGGGAUGUGUCGAUGAUGGCCGCCGAUUUCUCUUUUGCUGACAGAAGGCACCCGCAGCAGCGCGCGUCGUCGCAAAAUUCGCUGGCGGAUGCUGCGCGGGAGUGGGUGCUUGAUGUUGCGUCGACGCUGCGCUUUGCCGAUGGGGUAACGGAGGACGAGCAAACGCAAAUGCGGCGGUUGUGCUGCAAGGUGUGCUGGACCUACACCACCUUCACGCGAGCAAAGGAGGGGAGCAGUAGAGCCACGAUGCAAUUUGCCAGCGAGAGGCCUGCCGCUCUGCAACGCAUCAUCUGCCGCGUCCUGGAGGAUCCGGGGCGGAACUACACGCUGCUGGAGUUGCUGGCUGUGCUCCUCUCGCAGGAGGAAACGGAGAAAUACCUCACCGCACUCUUCAAAAAGACGCAGCUUCCCCGCGCCGUUUUUGACUGCGUCACGGCGGAGGUUCGGCGACUGUCCGAGGCGUCGUCGUCGUCGUCGUUGUCGUCGGAUGCGGUCCAGUGGCAGCGGCAGCGUCGCAAGGCAAUGCUGGGGCAACUAUUUUGCUUCCUUUCUGCCUCGUCGGUAAACAUACAGGGCGAGAAGAAAGCGCGAGUGUGUGCGUACUACCGCAGCAGCCCGUCCAACUUUUGUUGGAUGGGUCACCUCUGUCGCCACCUGCAUCCACAGAGCCGGGCCCCGUUGCGUCACCCGUCUAGCACGAACAUGUCAUCGAGCCUGGUGACCACCGUCACCGCGCUCCUCAGGGGCUUCGGCUACGGAGACCUCUGUGAGGAGGCGGAGGAGAAUGAGGCGACACCGAAGGAGUCCGGCAACAACUCACGUCCCGAGGAGGGUAACAGUGGCGGCAGCGGCGGCGGCGGCGGCUGUCCAACGAUGACGACGCAGGUGGGGAGCACCGACGUGGCGAAUGAGGAGAACACAAGUGGGGAGUCUACGGGUCAACCCAUUGCCGCCGCCCCGGCGUCUACGACACCUGCUGGUAGUGGCACGGCAACGGGUCAUUUUGUUGGAAGUGCGGCAAAGGUGGAGCUCCAGCUGUCCGAUGUGCUGGAGAGCACCUCGAUGUUGCCAGAUGAUCUCCUGCAGAAGUGUGCCGAGCUUUUGUUGGAGUACCUGGCAGAAGAGGACGUCGAAGCGGAUGAGCAGGGGCAGGAUGAGGAUGGGGAGGGUAGUCACACCAGCGGACGUCGGCCGAAGAAGAAGAAACCACGUGAGUUGAUGGUGCUAGAGACUCCAGUCACGUACGUUGCGGUGGAUUUUCUUGCGAAGGUGCUGGGCUCGGCCGACGCCUCCCUUGUGACACAUCUCUACCGGCUGAAUGAGACGGUGAGGAAGGGCUUCGUGCUACGCGCCAUUUCUCGCCUGCUGCGCAACGACAUGUCCGGAUCGGGCCCACGCGUGCAGGUCAUGAGAGCGCUUCUUGAACAAACGGAGCACACAGAGGGGGUGGUGUACUCCGCCAUGGUGAGCGCCAUUCAAAACGAGAUACGUCUGGGCGGUUCCUACGUCCUGCAGGAGAAGGACGUGCAGGAGUUGUGCGCACGACACGCCCCUUACGUCGUUGCGUGCAGGACACACCAUGCCCGUGGAGUUGCGGAGGUGCACCGGCAUGCAGUUUUGUUGAAUGACUUUCUUGUCGCCCUUCGCUCUGUCAUUGGCAAGCAUCCAAAGGCGUUCUAUACUGUGUUUAACGCCUUUUGUGUGGUCUUUAUUCUGCACGUUGGCAGACGCGGUGUUGAGCAAGAGGACGUCAAGACCACCGUCUGGCUGGCGCCGCGCAAGCCUCCACGCCAGAGUGUGAUGGGCGGGUCACGCACGCCCCAGCGCCUAGCCGUGGAAAACGUCUUUGAUAUGCUGAUACAACGUCUGGGGAACUCGUCCCUGCCGCCGCUUGUCACUGGCGUGCUGAACCACAUUACGGUGCUUCCCUCUGUCGCCUCCAUCGUCACCUCGUACAACGUCAAUGUGCAGAUUCCGGAGAGUAUGCGAGGCGUUUUUGCGGAGUGUAAGACGAUCGAAGAUGAACAGGCCCGACUGCACUACCUGUGCAGUGACGGUUCCAUUCCACGGGAGGCUCCGCUUUACCUUACACCAUUUUUGGCGGUAAUUUUGUUCAUUGAUAAAUCGCAGCUAGAGUUGCUUGAUGGGUUCUUUUUUAACGUGGCGCAAAAGGCGCCUGCACGCCUGAUUCAAUUGCUUCUGCACGCGAUGGAAGUUUUGUUGGCAGCUACACCGUCACACAGGACCCGCAACACGAAGGAAGGGGCUGAACGAGGAAAGAUGCGGCCGUGGAAUCCCUCGCCGGUUGAUAUGUUGUGUGGUAUUUUGCACGUUCUACGAGUACUGCUGGGCGCCCCAUGGAGUUCGCUCGUGUGGCGGUUGUGCGAUGAGUUGUGGCAGCGUGACGCCCUUGAGGUGUUGUAUCGCGUGGUAGAGAAGCAGUGCUGCACAAGUGAGCGGGACGCAGCGGCGCUGCUGUUGGUCAUACGACGUGUGCUCUUGGCGUACGGCAAAUGCAACAGAAGCAAUAGCAAGCGGAACGGAUGCGGUGACAAGAAAAUCACUGGAUUGGAUGAUUGCCCCGACAUGGAGGGCGAGGGUGGCAGUAGUAGUGGCGCUGUGGUUUCGCUCCGGCAUCAGGAGCAGCAGACGCAGCAGCAGUUUUCAGCCGACUCGGUGGCGGCGCAAGAGGUCAGUAUGCUUCUGCUGGAUGAGGGUGAUGUCUCGCGGACCCCGCACACGCAACCCUCCGGCACCAUAGACGACGCCUUCUUCCUAGACGACCUUGUCGGCGGCCACAAUGAGCGCAGCGGGGGCGGGGAGUUGAACGGCCUCCGAGAAAGCAGGCGGAUACAAACGCGUCGUGAGGGGGGGCUGACGGAAGUUAUGUUUGACAUUGGUGAAAUGCUGCGCCCCACUGACGCCACGCUGCUCUACCACACACAUGGCUCCUCGGAGAGCGAAGGUGAGCACGGACAAGAUGAUGAAAACGAAGUCACUGAGGACGAGGACAACGAGGAGGAGAACCUGAACAUCGUCGGAGAGGCGGUCGACAGCUCCGGACACGCCUCUACACCCAUCUCAGUCCGGGUGGGCCUGCGGAAUCUCGCGGCCCUUGUUGAACCGGACGACGACGACGACGAAGACGACGACGACGACGAAGACGAAGACGGCGGCGGCAACGAGGAGGAGGAGGAGGACGAAGACGAGGAUGAGGACGAGGACGAGGGAGAGGGAGAGGGCGAGGAAGAAGAGGAGGAAGAAGACGUGGAGGAGCUAUCCUAUGUGGUUGAUCCCUCGCCCUUCCGGCGUAUGACGCCCAGCGAGAUGAUGGUGGGGUUUUCAGUGGGCCCUGCAGACGAGUUUGGGGACGUCGCCUUGACGACGGCGCAGGUGCGUGGGCUCACCGGAUGGGCGCAAGACCAGUACGACUCCGGGAUCAGCCGGUUUUCCAUUGACGACGAAGAUUGGACGCUGCUCUCCAGUCAAGUCCCCUCGAGCAUUUUUGAUCUCUUUUCCCGUAACAGGCGGGAUAUAGUUGAGCUGAACUACAACACCACCAGCGGCGGUGACCGUCAGAGUAUUAUUCCACGAAUUGUGACCCUCUGCGAGGCGAUCAACGACACGGUGGACCUGUUGUGGGAUAAAAUGCUGAUGCUUAAGCCGCUGCCGCCGGUGCUGCACGCGCAGGAGGUGCAACCACCGCGUGUGACUCUGCCACCGCCGUCGCCUGUGUCGGAUGCACAAGACGGCCAGACGACGCAGAGCCCGGACGGAGCCACUGAGCGGGCGGUGGAGGGAGCAUCAGCCGUUCGCAGCACCGCAGGCCCGGCCACCAACGCUAGUGGAGAUCAUAGCAGCAGGGUGGAGGGCGCCAACGCACGCAUCUGUGCGCUCUUUGGCAACACUGAUCCCGCCACGAGUACUGAGACAACGGCGGUGCCACCACAAAUUGUCUCCUAUAUAGACACUCAUCCUGGCGUUUUGGAGGAGUCACAGGCUUCUUCUUUUAUUGCUGCCGCAGCCGACUCUCACAGUACGGUUGACAAUGCGGCACCCACAGAAACCGUUGCUGCAGAGCCACCAAUGGAGCAGCAGCCGUGGUUCGGAGCAAUCGAGCCUCAUUUCCUUCUGGAACUGCCAGAGUCACUUCGCCGUGAGCUACUCUUUGACCACAUGAAUCUUCUUUUGUGCGGGCAAGAGCGGGAAGUGAGGGGUCAACGCACACGCAUCUAUGUCGCAUUUAUGGACCAGUUACCACAAGAUGUGCAGAUGGAAGCCAUUGAAGUGGAGCAUCGCUGGCGGCGUGUUACCGGCGACGACUCAGGCAGUGGAGGUGCGCAGGGCGGCGAGGAGCCGACGUUUCUUACCGAGGUUCUUGCAACCGUCGACGCAGAAGUGCGACGCGACAUUUUGCUAACGUGCGACUUGCAAUAUCUUGAGGGGAAUCCCGCUUUACUUGCAGAGGCCACUGUGCUUCGUGAGCUUCAGAGCAUGGAGGCCGAGGGUGUUGCCAACGAAGAUGGCGGGCGCCUGCGGGAGGGACGGGAAGAGGCAGACAGAUCGGGCAAUGACGGGACGGCCGAGGCAGCGAGGUACAGCGCGAUUUUUCGGGUUCCGCCGGAGGACCCGCGUUUCCCAUGGGUUUUGCAACGCCAUCUGCUUGAGGAAGGAGGCGGCCGCAUCUCUCUCCGGGGCCGCUUGGAGGCACCAACCACCACGGGUGGCGGCGGCAACAGCAACAACAGCGGCGCGGAAAAUGGCGGCAAUGGGGCUCGCCGACCAGGACGCCCGCCGCGGGGCCACAACCGCGUGACGGAGACCGCCCUCAACUGCCGCAUUCGGGCUAUGCAAAGCCGUCACACACGCGAGGAAAAGAUGCCACUGCCCCCGGAUCGUCAAAGCGGUGAAACAGGAGUGCAUGCCCCCGCUCCCCCCGUUCCUAUUGCGGUGCUUCGGCAGCUUAUGGAUCUGGUUUGUUUUGCGAAGGGCGGCUUCCCGUCGCUGGAGUACGGCUGCGGUUCAUCGACUCUCUCUGUAAGUUCCCAACUAGUGGCGCUGCUAAUAACUGUAUGCGUGAACACGGCAAUCGCGAGGGAGGCGUUGGUGAAGCUGCUUGAUGUGGCACUGGAAGGGCCGUCGAGGAGCGCCUUUGCCGAUGCAGCACCGGAGGAGCAGUUUAGGCGCGACUGUGGCUGCAUCGCGGUUCAGGUGACGUUUAUCAUUGAAAAGUUGAUUGAACGGUGCCGCGCGGCCGGGCUGAGUUUCACGAUGCUCCCUGACGGUGUGGAGGAGGGUGGGCCAUUGAAGCCCGUGGAUGAGCCGUACAAUGAGGUGGAACGACGGGCGAUGGAUGCGGGGCUCUUCCGACGGCUUGUGGAGGUCAUCCUGCGAUUUCCGUCGCCGCGUGCGGAGUUGUCCUUCACUCAUAUAGUCUCAGCGCUUAACGAGCAGCUGCGGGUGCUUGAGGAGGACAAAGUAAAGUCGCAACUUCCGAGAGCGCCGUCUCCCACGCCAUUGUCCAACAGGCGCAUUCUGCACCCACGCCACACCCAUGUGCUGCAGUGGACAAAUCUGUGCCAGUAUCCGUGCCCAGAAGGCUACUUUGUCUGCAACGGCUGUGCCACAAAGCUUCUACACGACAUCUUUGCGUUCUGCUGCUCAGCCUGUCACUAUGUUCUUUGCCCGCAGUGCAGUCUCGUAACACUGACAGCGGAGGAACAGGCGCAGCGCGUGCGUUGGUGUGCUUACGCGUUUGUGACGUCAAACGGAACCCUGCAGGCGGCCUCGCGACUUCUUGCCAAUCCAAAUUGUACGAAAGAGAUGGGGCUGCAGACGGUGCAGCUGCUUCGGCGGGGCAUCAUGGAAAGCGCACGACGCGACACAAUGUUUGGCAACAGCGACAGCCCCAUUGCGGUGGUGGAGCGCAUUGUUGUCGGACUUGCAAAGGACCUUACAGCGGAGAUACAUGCGCGGGUCAAUGCGUUCCGCAGUGCUUUCCCGAGCAAGGUGACCAUGGGCCCUGGCGCAGUGGUGUCCUCCAGUAGCGGCUCCAUCAGUGGCAGCGAGGCGGCGGGUAUAGAAUGGACCGCGCAUGAGGCGAGCUUGGCGCUCUCCCACCUGAACUUGAGCAGCACGGCGAGUCACUUACACAUGUUUUUCUUGCCGUAUGCCGAGGUGCAUCGACCGGAGCUGCGCGAGGUAUCGUUGAUGUGGCACGCCUCACAGAUGUAUCUUGCGGAGGUGGCGUCUAUCUUGCAUCGGCUAAAAAAUAGUUUCUCGGUGCUCCUGCCGCACGCGGUUCUUUUUCUACUGAAUGCGUUCUGUCAGUUCCACAUGAGGGAGGCGCGGCGAGGCUCGUGCUCCGUGAGUGUGGGGCUGGAGAGCCACAGCGGCAUCGCGGUGGAGAAGACGGAGACGGAGCGGUUCAUGCUGGACACUACACACACGCCUUCCAGCGUUUCUGAGGCCGCCGUGAACGCCCUCGCACGCGCCGAGUCGACACCGCAGCAGCAGCAGCAGCAGCAGCAGCAGCAAUCACGGCAGACGGGACGUUCACAUCUGCAGCGGCGACCCACCUUGGAGGGUGGGAGCAGCGAAGUGGGCGACCCGACGCGGGACGAGCGCCCAGCGUUGCCCCGUCUGGUGCGUCAGUUUGUGGAGCGCAAUAAGAUGACCAUCAACACUCUCAUCCAGUACGACCCUAAGCUGCUGGAGGAGAGCUUUGCCUUCCUGAAGGCGGAGCCUGGAUUUAUUGACUUUAAUAUUCGGCUGCUUGACUUCCAGCGGCACAUUAGCUAUGCCACGCACGGGUCCCGCAUUAGCCUGAGCAUCAGCCGCGAUCAGUGCCUGCGCGACAGCUUCGCCCAACUCUCCAAGUUGAAAAGCUUUCACGGCGCUUUAAAUGUGCGCUUCCGCGGCGAGGAGGGGGCCGACGCGGGCGGGUUGACGCGGGAGUGGUUUCAGCUUUUGGCGGAGGAGAUGGUGAACGACAACUACGCGCUUUUCAUUCACUCCCGCGAGGGCAUGACGUACCGACCGAACCCCUUCUCCGAUGUCAACCCGAACCAUCUGCACUACUUCAAGUUUGCGGGCACCGUGGUGGGCAUGGCGGUCGCUCAUGGCGUUCCCAUCGACGUGCACUUCACGCGGGCGGUGUACCGCCACAUGACUGGGGUGCAACCCAUCUUCCGCGACCUUGAGAGCGUCGACCCGGAGUUGUACGACAACCUCAACUGGCUCCUGCGCAACGACGUCAACGACCUGGGGCUCUUUUUCACCGUCAGCUGUGAGCGCUUUGGCGUCAUUCAGGAGACCGAGUUGAUGCCAAACGGGGGGCAGGUAGCCGUGACCAACGCGAACAAGUCUCAGUACGUGCGGCUGCGUUGCGAAUUUCACAUGACGCGGCAAAUUGAGCAGCAAAUGGAGGAGUUUCUAAAAGGCUUCUACACCGUCAUUCCGCGGAAGGAUAUUCGCAACUUUACGGCGCAAGAGCUCGAGCUCGUCAUUUGCGGCAUGCCCGACAUUGACGUGGAGGACCUGCGGGUGCAUACGCUCUACGAUGGCUACACCGCCACCUCGCCGCAGAUCCGGUGGUUCUGGGAGGUGGUCGCGUCUAUGACAAAGGAGGAUCGCGCAAAUCUGCUGCAGUUUGCCACCGGCGCGUCGAAGGUGCCGCACGGGGGGUUCAGCAACUUAGAGUCGGCGAGCGGGACAACGCAGCGCUUCACCAUCACGCGGUGGGGUGACAGCGUCGAUCUGCUCCCGCAGGCGCAUACCUGCUUCAACAAAAUUGACCUGCCGGAGUACCCCAGCUGCGAGGAACUGCGACGGAAGUUGAUCUUGGCCAUCACCUUAGGCAGCAGGGGAUUCGCCAUGCUGUAA